CUUACAGUUAGACCGAUUAAAGCGAUCUCUGUGCUGGAUUAAAUAGUGCGGAUCCCCGAUCAGGUUUACAGCAGAUGAAUCGGUGAUCAUCAGAAUGAAGAAGAGUGUGGUGGUGAUGAAGAAGAUGUGAUGGCGUAAACUCCGCCCAUCAGCCUCCAUCUGAACAGCAGCUCUCGCAUCGAGCACAACAUCGCUGUUUUAUCGCUCGUUUUGGGGGCCGAUGCUUGUCAUGCCGUCUCCGUCAGACAUCGUGAAGGUGGCCAUCGAGUGGCCUGGUGCAAACGCUCAACUCAUCGAAAUCGACCAGAAGAAGCCGCUGGCGUCCGUCGUUAGAGAAGUGUGUGAUGGGUGGUCUCUGUCGGGUUCAGAGCAGUUCGCCCUGCGUUACGCUGACGGGCCGCAGCUCUACAUCACUGAACAGAGUCGCGCUGACAUUAAAAACGGCUCCAUCCUCAGACUGGCCAUCUCUCCUAUGCGAGCGGCUCGACAGCUGCUGGAGCGCAUCCAGUCUCAUGGGAUUGAUGCGCGUCUGGAGGCUCUGAAAGAGCUGGCCAAACUCUCUGCUGACCCCGCGUUCGCCACAGAGUUCAUCAACAUGGAGGGCCUGGCAACGCUGGUGCGGCUGGUGGAGAGCGGCACGCAUUUUGGGGAGAUGUUGGCCUUCACCCUCACAGCGUUUCUGGAGCUCAUGGAUCAUGGCAUCGUGUCCUGGGAUCUGAUAUCCGUGUCCUUCAUCAAACAGAUCGCGGCUUACGUGAACCAGCCCAUGGUGGACGUGUCCAUUCUGCAGCGCUCACUGGCCAUCCUGGAGAGCAUGGUGCUGAACAGCCACAGCCUGUACCAGCGUGUGGCGCAGGAGACCCCUGUGGCGCAGCUCAUCACACACCUGCAAGUGUGAGCACAUACACACGCACACACACACUC
Molecule: messenger RNA, 924 nt
Organism: Sinocyclocheilus anshuiensis
Lineage: Eukaryota; Metazoa; Chordata; Actinopteri; Cypriniformes; Cyprinidae
Product: engulfment and cell motility protein 2-like
Exons: 8
Coding region: 221-898 (225 amino acids)
Biological process (GO): cell motility; actin filament organization
Source: RefSeq, a predicted model, not a curated record